Molecule: messenger RNA, 2061 nt
Organism: Elaeis guineensis (African oil palm)
Lineage: Eukaryota; Viridiplantae; Streptophyta; Magnoliopsida; Arecales; Arecaceae
Product: cationic amino acid transporter 9, chloroplastic
Biological process (GO): transmembrane transport; amino acid transport
Cellular component (GO): membrane
Molecular function (GO): amino acid transmembrane transporter activity
Source: RefSeq, a predicted model, not a curated record
GCCUCUGACCCGCGUGCCAUUUCAUCUCUCUCGUCUCUGCAAUGGGAGGGCACAAGAUCGCCGCUUCGUCCUCCUCCGGCCGGUCGUUCUGCUCGGGGUUCUGGUCCUCCGCACUCCGGAGGAAAACCCUAGCGCCCCAGUCCGACGCCGCCGUGCAUGGCGAGGUCCUCGUCCGUGGCCUCGGUCUCUUCGAGCUCAUCCUCCUCGGGAUCGGCGCCUCCAUCGGUGCCGGUAUCUUCGUCGUCACCGGGACGGUCGCUCACGAUGCCGGGCCGGGUGUUACAAUUAGUUUUGUUCUUGCUGGAGCUGCAUGUGUACUCAAUGCCCUGUGCUAUGCGGAGCUAUCAUCACGAUUUCCUGCUGUGGUUGGUGGAGCAUACAUGUACACAUAUGCUGCAUUUAAUGAGCUCACAGCCUUUCUUGUUUUCACACAACUAAUGCUGGACUACCACAUUGGUGCGGCGAGCAUUGCCCGCAGCUUAGCGAGCUAUGUCAUAUCCUUUUUGGAAAUCUUUUCUGUCUUUAAGGGGCAUAUCCCUAGCUGGAUUGGAGGUGGCAAAGAGAUUUUUGGAGGAGUUGUCUCUAUUAACAUAUUGGCUCCAAUUCUUCUCAUUAUCUUAACGAUGAUUCUUUGCUAUGGUGUUAGAGAAUCAUCAGUAGCGAACUCUAUUAUGACAGUAACAAAGGUUCUUAUUGUCAUAGUUGUCAUUUUUACUGGCGCAUUUGAGGUGGACGUAUCGAACUGGUCACCAUUUGCUCCAAAUGGUUUUAAAGCUAUUGUCACUGGAGCAACUGUAGUAUUUUUUGCUUAUGUUGGAUUUGAUGCAAUUGCUAAUUCUGCUGAGGAAUCCAAAAGACCACAGAGAGACUUGCCAAUUAGCAUUCUGGGGAGCCUUCUUGUAUGUGCAACACUGUAUGUUGCUGUUUGCUUGGUAAUAACUGGAAUGGUGCCAUACAAGUUUCUUGGCGAAGAUGCUCCUCUUGCUCAAGCUUUUACUGCUAAGGGUUUGAAAUUUGUUUCUAUUUUAAUUAGCAUAGGCGCUAUUGCUGGCCUUACUACUACCCUUCUUGUUGGUUUGUAUGUUCAGUCUCGCUUGUACCUUGGGCUUGGAAGGGAUGGCUUAUUACCUUCAAUUUUUGCUAAGGUGCAUCCAACACGGCAUACUCCCAUCCACUCUCAGGUCUGGGUUGGUUGUGUUGCUGGUAUCAUGGCAGGUCUCUUUAAUGUGAAUGAACUCUCACACAUUCUUUCAGUUGGUACACUGACUGGCUAUUCUGUUGUUUCAGCCUGUGUGAUAACCCUCCGUUGGAAGGAUAAAGUGGGAAGCCAAGGUUAUAGAAGGUGCAUUUCAAGCUGGCAUGAAGGCAUUAUCAGUAUUGUUGUGGUUGCCUGCUGUGGUUUUGGAUCUGGGCUCUGCUACCGCUUUGGCGCCUCAUUUAUCUUUUUGAUAGUUGCUAUAGUGAUAGCAAUCCUUGCUGCAGCUGCGCUUCAUUGUCGACAAGGUUAUUCAGAUCCACCUGGCUUCUCAUGUCCAGGGGUUCCCAUCAUCCCAAUUGCUUCCGUUUUUUUCAAUAUCUUCUUGUUUGCGCAGCUACAUGAAGAAGCAUGGCUUAGAUUUAUCAUCGUCAGCUUCAUCUCGGUUGGAAUUUAUGCCAUUUAUGGUCAGUAUAAUGCAAAGUUGGUGAGUUCAGAGGACUCCAUAAUCUACCAUGGGAUUCCUACAGAGGCAUCCUAGUUCAGGCGUUUUGUGAGAUCACUGAAACAUCCCAUGACUUAAUCACGUCAGUUGGUGUUGGGGACGUUGGGUCCUCACUUGUCAAAUCAACCAAUCCAGGAAGUUUUGGUAUCGUGCCAUUGUUCGAUAAAGCUCAGCCAACUUCUUCCGCAUUAUAUAUGUUUGUGGUAUAUUAUCUCUGUAUGAUAAAAGAAAUCAACAUAAUUUUUUUGGCCUUUAAUCUGUUGUGGGGCCCUUAUCUGCAAUCAUAUACUCGGAUGUAUAAAAAUUUGACAUAAAGAUCUUAAAUACAAGCAUCUAACUGGUUGAGUGUUUGUUUGUCCAA